Molecule: messenger RNA, 2245 nt
Organism: Anopheles merus
Lineage: Eukaryota; Metazoa; Arthropoda; Insecta; Diptera; Culicidae
Gene: wls
Product: protein wntless
Exons: 5
Coding region: 163-1803 (546 amino acids)
Biological process (GO): intracellular protein transport; Wnt protein secretion; Wnt signaling pathway
Cellular component (GO): organelle membrane; endomembrane system
Molecular function (GO): Wnt-protein binding
Source: RefSeq, a predicted model, not a curated record
AUACCCAAUUUUCGUGUAUUGCUGGUCGGCAAGCGCAGCAGGUACCUGCUUCCUUUGGUGCUUUGCUUGUAAACGAAGAUUGAACUCAAAAGUGCGAAGAAAAAACGCGUGCAGUGUGUGUGCAGUGCAGCGAGGUGAAAAAGACGAUAAAACCCCGUCAAAAUGUCGGGGACAAUACUGGAGAAUCUUAGUGGCAAAAAGCUAAGCAUUUUGGUGGCAUCUCUGCUGUUCUUGCAGUUCCUCUGUUUCCUGCUGGGUGGUCUCAUCGCACCGGUACCGGCAAGUGUGCAGACGAUUCUGGCCACAAUCUGUAAAGAUGUGCCCGGAUCACACAACGACACCUCGAUAUGGUUGUACUCGCGGGGUGACGAUCGCUGCCAAAGCUUGGACCAUUUCGACAUCGAAAGUGACGACAUGAAGAUGGCCAACCAGAUCGUGUUCGUCUUCCAGAUGCCGCUGCCACGGGAGGGCCGCCAGCUCGACUACUCCCGCUGGCAGCAGAAUUUGAUCGGCGUGCUGCAGACGGACAUUGCGUUCGACGCGAACGUGCUGCACAAACCGCACACCAAGAUGACGAUCGACGCGCGGCUGGCGUACCGGAACAAGGGCGACGCCGAUCAGGAUUGGAAGUAUCUGGCAUCCUCGCUGGAGGAACGCGACCUCGACUGUUCGGCCAACAACGUGACGGACGACUACCUGUACAACUGCAACACCAUACCGCUGUUCGAGCUCGGUUCGCUGCACCACGAUUACUAUCUGCUCAACGUGCGCCUGCCGGUCGAUAGCGAGCGGCGGAUGAAUCUGGACAUUGGCCACAUCAAAGAUUUGCACCUUUCGGUGAUCUACCAGAACGGCGGCUUCACCAAGGUUUGGGUAUCGCUCAAGACGGUGUUCCUGCCCUUCAUUGUGCUGAUCAUGGCGUGGUUCUGGCAGCGGGUCCAUCUGCUGCAGCGCAAACCGGCACUGCUGGAAGAGAUGCUGCUUGCACUGGGCUGUGCGCUGACGUUUCUGAACAUGCCGUUUGAAUAUUUCACGCUGUUCUUCGACAUGCCGUUCAUGCUACUGCUGAGCGAUAUACGCCAGGGCGUGUUCUACGCAACGCUCCUAUCCUUUUGGCUCAUUUUUGCUGGCGAACAUAUGCUGAUUCAAGAGACGGGCGAAAAAUCAAGCCUUAAAACGUACUGGAAGCAUCUGAGUGCGGUUGCCGUUGGAUGUGUAUCCCUGUUCUUGUUCGAUAUGUGCGAAAGGGGCGUGCAGCUGCGCAAUCCCUUCUAUUCGAUCUGGGUGUCGAAAGUGGGAGCAAACGUUGCGCUUGGAUUCAUCAUCCUGGCCGGCAUAUCAGCGGGAUUGUACUUUUUCUUCCUGUGCUACAUGAUCUGGAAAGUGUUUUGCAACAUCAACAUUAAGCGCACCUCGCUGCCGUCGAUGUCGUCCGCCAGACGGCUACACUACGAAGGCAUCAUCUAUCGCUUCCAGUUUCUAAUGCUGGCCACGCUGCUGUGUGCGGCAAUGACCGUGAUUGGCUUCAUCAUUGGGCAGGUAUCGGAAGGCCGCUGGAAGUGGGACGAUAACAUCGAUCUGGAGUUUACUUCCGCCUUCUUUACCGGCGUGUACGGCAUGUGGAACAUUUACAUCUUUGCGCUGAUCGUGCUGUACGCUCCCAGCCAUAAGAAGUGGCCCACCAACGAAACCACUGAAAACAUUAUGAGCGAGGAAAUAGAGUUCAGCAAUCUGCCGUCCGAUUCGAACCCGAGCGAAAUUUCGUCCCUCACACAGUUCGCUCGAAAGGCGGCCCAGGAUUAAGUGCGAUCCCGUUGGAAGACUGGGCUGGGCUUGCGCCCGUCGAAAGUAAGUGUAAACUGCUCCCCCAAACAAGGGGCUCUCCGCAUUUAUAUGCUACACACUACUUUUGAAUGAUCAAUUUUAAGAUUUUAUACUACCGAUUACGAUUACGAAUGCUCCAGCUUGUCAACCGUGCAGUAUAACUAACAUUAUCCUAAAUAGUGUAGCGGUUCCGUUCAAAUGUCACAGUAUUAAUAGCAUCACAGUUUUGUGUCAAAAUAGGUACUAAGUAAGGGAAGACGACUGCUGCCACCAACAUACAUUGUCGGGCAUUUUCCAUCACGUAUAGCCACUAGACUAUAUACAUAGUUCGAUUUACCUUUUUUCUCUCUCUCUUAUUGAAUGUCUCGAUGUGUGUAGUACAACUCUUGGUACUGAAUAAACCUUGGACAAUUUUUGUGUA